AUGUCCUCACCCAGCCCCCAGCCCGACUCACUGCCCUCCCCGCCCGAAUUCACAUUCGCGAACGCGGACAUCCGUCUCAGAAUCGCAUACAAAGGCUCCGAAGCAUAUGCUCACGUCUCCUCUCAAGCCCUAGCUCUCGCCAGUCCCGUAUGGAAGAACUUCCUGUUCCCACCAUGGGGAAACCCCGUCUCUACCACCCCGUACAUCGACAAUCUAGCUUACGAUGGUUACGAUCGGGAAGCUCAAUACAUUGUCGCAAGAAUCAAAGAAGAGCUAAAGAAGUUCAAGAGCACGCUAGCAGUCCACCCUGUCCAGGAGCUUGAUUUCACGGAGGACAAUGCCGAGGCUUUGCUUGUGCUGCUUUGCGUUGCGCACAUGAAGUUCAGUUUCAUGCCUACGGGCCUCCCGAGCAGAGAGCUGUUGAUCCAGAUUGCUAUCCUUUGCAAGCAGUAUAUCUGCGCCGAGAUGAUGGCACCUUUUGUUCAGGGUUGGUUGAAUAGGGAAUUCUGUCCGGAUAAUCGUCUUUAUGGUCUAUUGGACAGACCGGAGGCGACACGCGCACCAGUGGAGGACUGUCUGUACUUGAUGUUCAUCGCGUUCGUCUUCAAGUUGCCAAAGUUCGAGAUUGCCGCCAGUUGGUUGUUCCACGAGUGCCAUCUUGGUCAGUUGGACAGCAUCCGAAAAAUUCCUCAAGGUUGGCCUGUUCCAGGUACAUUCAUCGACGAUAUCAUCGCAGCUCGCGAAAAGUUGAUCAAGGCUUUCUAUGCCAUCGCAGAUGACCUCCACGAGGCUCUCAAGCCUACCCAGCUGGAGAAGUGCCUCAAGCACGAUCAGACAUGCAAGAUUCUCUGGCUUCCGGACUUCAAGCGUCGAUUUUCGUACCACGGUCUUCCCUUUCCUUUGAGGGACAACUAUUCCCAGCUCACAGUCCGAGAUCUCUAUAGAUUGGACUUCACCAGCAUCGAGUUGAGGUCUUGCGUUCUUGACAUGGAUCGGAAGCUGUUCCAUGACGCGGCAAGCAAGGCAAAGAGUACCAAGGAGCUUGUUUGGAACGAGCUUUACGAGAAGAUCCGUCCUACAGCUCCGGGUGGCAGAACCAAGGUCGAGGGUGACGAUUACUCUGGCCGUAUUGAAGCUGUCACGGGUUUGUGGCUUGACAGGGGAUAGUGAAGGCGCACAGAGUGGGUGGAGUGACAAUCUUGAAGC
Mollisia scopiformis is the source of this 1206-nucleotide messenger RNA. RefSeq lists its product as uncharacterized. The coding region runs from base 1 to 1167 and encodes 388 amino acids. Lineage: Eukaryota; Fungi; Ascomycota; Leotiomycetes; Helotiales; Mollisiaceae. The transcript has 2 exons. The record is from RefSeq and is a predicted model, not a curated record.